AAACAGAACGUUUGUUUCACGGUGUAUUCAAUCCUUACUCUCUCGGGCAAUAAGGAGAGCGCGAAUAAAGCUUUACUGCGUCGUUCUUUCAGCCUGUUCCACUAGACGGAGGAACCGGAAACGGAAAUUUCCACAUAUCCUAUAUACCGGAAGUGAAUCAAGUAAACAGUCCCGUACAGCAGAAUUUUUGCGCUGAUAAACAAUAUUGAGUGCAUUUCAUCAAAUAGACUCAGCAUUUUGAGAAACACAGGGAAACGUUGCGGAGGAACGCGAAAGUAAGCGUAUUCAUUUGAAGUGUUAAGAUUUGUUAUUCCACGAAACCCCACUCUGCGUUUCCUUUAAAAGCAAAGCGAGGUACAUUAAAUUUGGAUCUGUGUGUCCUAGCUGGCUCCUCCGCUGUCCGCCACGAUGCCCGCAUUACUGGAAAGACCAAAGCUUUCAAGUGCGAUGGCCAGAGCCCUCCAUAAGCACAUUAUGAAAGAGAGAGAGAGAAAAAGACAAGAAGAAGAAGAAGUGGAUAAAAUGAUGGAACAGAAAUUGAAAGAAGAAGAGGAAAGAAAACGAACAACAGAAAUGGAGGAACGAAUGUCAUUGGAGGAGACCAAAGAACAGGUUCAAAAAAUGGAUGUAAAAUUGCUAAUUUUGCAAGAGGAGAAACAUCAACUCUUCUUACAGCUUAAAAAGGUCCUUCAUGAGGAGGAAAGACGGCGAAGAAGGGAGCAAAAUGAUAUUUCUACACUGUCAUCAACAAACUACCAGCCCAGCUUACCUUUACACUCAGGACAGCAUCUUCUCAGUAUACAUGGCAGUCCAUUGAGUCACAACAGAACUCUUUUAGGAGAACGUGGUAAACAGUUGUUCCAGACUCCUCUGAUGCCUGGCUACCCCUUCCACAACCAGCCAGGUUUUCCUUCUGGUUCCUCAGAGCAUGGCCAGUUUUCAGGAAGCACUGCAGUCCAUGAGCCAUAUGCAGUUACUCAGGCUCCGCACCAUUCCUCUUACGGGGCUGGUGCUUCUGUGCCCAUCAGCUUUGCAAGCACCACCCAGAUCAGAGGGGCAUCGCCUUUUCAGAGCUUGCCAUUCCUGCCCCAUCAAGCUCCGAGCCAUGCUGUCUUCAGCCAUUUCUCCUCCCAGCCAGGAUUCAUCCCCAGUGCAAGUAUCCCCCUUCAGAAACAGCUUGAACAUGCCAAUCAGCAGUCUGGGUUUACUGACUCGGCUGCUCUCAGACCCAUGCAUCCACAGGCUUUACAUGUGAGUGCAGCUGGCCUGCUGUCCGGCCCAUCCAUGGCUGUCCAGAUUCCUACCACAAAGGCUCCAUUUACAAGUUCUCCUCAGUCAGCAUCACGGCACACGUUUCUCCCUCACGCUCAGCCUGGACAGAGAUUCUAUCAUCAUGGAAAACCACAUUAACUGCUAAAAGCCUGAUCAUAACAAGGUGGCAUGUUACACACAGCUUAUUUCUGAGGCUUUCACUUCAUACAAUUUGGCUUUUUCAUUAAUAAGUUAUUAAUGUCCGAUGCGAAAGAGAAUUGUGGACAUUAAACAAUAAAAAAUAGUUGACAGGUUCCCAAUCUAAAUAUUAAUUUGUUUGGCGGAUGGGAAUGCUACUUGAUGAUGUGAAUCUGAAAGUGUCUUAAAAGUAUGUAUUUUAAGCUAUUGAGCGACUACAUAAAUGUACAGUUUGCUGUUGUUGGCUUUGUGAGUUUUAACAGUUUAAGAUGUUUCUUUAUCUCACAUGUUUUAGGUAAGUUAGAUAUUUGCAGUAAGAAAAUACUGACAAGAUCUUAGUAAGAACAAAACGUUUGACAAGAACAGGCUAUAUCUGUGUGUUUUGCUUUGUCCGUAUGCAAUUUAGUACAUCAGGACGAUAUGUCCUACAUUACAUGGCUUUAUCCCAGCUAUAAAAUUAAGAUUUAUCUUUAACCGUUA
This is a messenger RNA of Triplophysa dalaica, 1929 nucleotides long. RefSeq names its product G protein pathway suppressor 2-like. Gene Ontology annotation, molecular function: transcription coregulator activity. Gene Ontology annotation, cellular component: transcription regulator complex. Gene Ontology annotation, biological process: regulation of transcription by RNA polymerase II. Lineage: Eukaryota; Metazoa; Chordata; Actinopteri; Cypriniformes; Nemacheilidae. The record is from RefSeq and is a predicted model, not a curated record. The coding region runs from base 409 to 1410 and encodes 333 amino acids. The transcript has 10 exons.